GUGAAAGAGGGCAAGAGUCACGUGACUCAUGUUUUUCUUUUGACCGACACCGCUUCACUUGUUCUAGAAACAUUCACCGUUUCGAAUGGCGGCGGUACGGAUUAAUACUCGUUCACGAAGACUGAAGACAUGAUGAAACAGACCGAGGGCUUUCCGUUUUGACGAAGCGAAGCCACGAGAACCGCCGCAAUUUGUUAGUGAUGGCAGAAGAAACAGAGGCACCCCUUGAUUGAAUGGACUCGAUUUUUCCUCGGACAUCAGCAUGAAUCACAGUUGGGCUCCUAACGUCUGGGUGAAAGUAAACAGAGUGACUCAUAAGCUGCCACCUUAUGCUCACCGGGCAGCAGGAUCAUCUUCCAUAGCGGGCGUUGAUCUGCAGCACCACGCUGCUUACAGUGCUGGUUAUCUGAGCUUCAGGCACUUUCAUCACUCCAGGGUCAGGUACAGAAGGGGAUGGAUCUGUAAAGCUAACCACGUUAAGCCACGCGUUGGACUCCACACCAGCUGUGUGUGUCUGAACGCUUCAACUUCAAGGUGGUCAGCUGGUCUCAGUCAACACAUGUCUCGCUUUAGAAGCACACUGGACUCUUUGUCCAAGGCUGUGAGCGGGACUCAAACGGAUCUUCUGUCCAGGAUGUCCCGCCUCAAAUCUAAAGGUUCAAAUGAAGUGAAAGCCCUGACAGAUGGUGAAUCUACACCCCCUUCCACUAAUGAAACACCUCCCUUGAAAGGAACCACAAUCCCAACUCCUGCAGGACCAUCUUCAGUCAGCGUUUCCACAUCGAUUGCUCCAGUUGACGUGAAGGCCACUACCUCUCCUCAUCCUCACACCCAAGUCACUGUCACUGCUGCCAUUGUAACUAUAAGCGACAUGCAUGAGAAAAGGCCGAGGCGCACAAUCUCCGUUGUCAAAGCUAGUUGUGCCAAGAAGCCCGUCGCGCCUCCCCAGCCCCUAAACGACACGGAGAACAGAAGCACGACUCCCAAAGACGCCCCGGCACUUUUCCAUCCUAGCACUUUCUCGGUCAGCCUCGAUGAAACGUACACCUACCUUGCCCACCACAUCAACACGUACUUUGGGAGCAGCACAAAGACUCAGGAUCAGAGAAAGAACAUUAAAGACGUUUUCCCACCUCCCCCUCAGGAUCUACAAGCUUCAAACCUCCCCAAGAUCUCUAAUAAAACUGCUCCAAUUGCUCGCCCCACACCUCCGUCCUCCAAAAAGAGCUUAGGACAGUACCUGUCAUCCUCAGCACCCACCGUUCAGGCAUUUGUCGGCAGCUACAUCGCUCCUUUUGUUCCUAAGUUUCGGACAGGAGAAGCCAAAAGUCCUGCAAGCGGGGAGAUGAAACACGAGGCUGUUCAAGUGAAACCGAUUGAGACAGCUGUUAACAAGGAGCAGACAGUUGCAGAGGAGAAGGCCAAAAAACUUCUGCUUCAGCGGGAAAAGAUUAUUGCCAGGGUGAGUGUGGACAACCGAACACGUGCGUUGGUCCAGGCCCUCUACAGAGCAUCGGAUGUUCGGGUUUACAUCAGCAGAGUGGAGGAUUUAAGUUACCACCUCUUGGAGUUUCCAGAUACUCGUAGUGUUGCAGUUAAGGAGAAAGCGAUCCCCUGCCUCCUGCGUUUGAUGCAGGCCAACGACGCAGGCCUGAGAGCAGCAGUCCGAGAAGCUCUCGCGCUCAUCGGCUAUCAUAAACCCGUUCGAGGGCGGGGCAUACGCGUUUUAUCCAUCGAUGGAGGAGGUUUAAGGGGGAUACUUGCUCUUCAGACUUUGCACAGACUGGAAGCGCUCACCGGCAAACCCAUCUACAAGCUGUUUGACUACAUAUGUGGUGUCAGCACAGGGGCCGUCCUGGGCUUCAUGCUCGGCGUGCAUCAAAUCCCCGUGAAGGACUGCGAUGAUAUUUACAGGAAGCUGGGCUCGGACGUGUUCAAGCAAAACGUGAUCGUCGGCACGAUGAAGAUGAGCUGGAGCCACGCUUUUUAUGACAGCGAAGCCUGGGAGAACAUCCUCAAAGAAAAAAUGGGAUCUCAUCUCUUGGUGGAAACUUCAAGAAACCCCGAAUGCCCCAAGGUGGCAGCUGUGAGCACCAUUGUGAACAGGGGUCUUCCUCUGAAGGCGUACGUGUUCAGGAACUACAAUCUGCUGCCAGGGGUGCGCUCGCAUUACCUGGGGGGCUGCCAGCACCAGCUGUGGCAGGCCAUCCGAGCCACGUCUGCCGCCCCUGGCUACUUCCAAGAGUUCACUCUAGGGGGCGAUCUGCACCAGGACGGAGGCCUGCUGAUCAACAACCCCACGGCCCUCGCAAUCCACGAGUGUAAAUGCUUGUGGCCCGGCACGCCUGUGGAGUGUGUGGUCUCUCUUGGCACGGGUCGCUUCGAAACCCCCGGGAAGAACAAUGCCACAUACACCAGCCUGAAAACCAAACUCACCAACGUCAUCAGCAGUGCUACUGACACGGAGGAGGUUCACGCCAUGCUGGACGCCUUCCUCCCUCCCAACUCCUACUUCCGCUUCAACCCGUUCCUCAACGAGGACAUCUCCAUGGAUGAGAGCCGCCAGGAGAAGCUGAACCAACUUCAGGCGGAGGGCCUCCGGUAUUUGGAGAGGAACGAAGAAAAGAUCAGAAAGGUUGCAGCCAUUCUCACGCGAGAGAAAACCGCCGCCCAGAGGUUGACUGAGUGGGCCAGACUUAAGGCCGACAUGUACCAUGAUCUGCCCUUCAAGUCAUAGAUCCUCAUUUUACACCCAAACCGUUCACUCUGUGUGAAUUUAAAACAAUACCUUGUUUUACUAGCGGCUGGAGAAACACUGUAUGAAGGCAUGAAUCAAACCACUUCAUUUUUUUAUUUCCACUUGAGUACUUUAUUUUAAAAGUAUCAUCAGUUUUGGAAAGUUGUGAGUUUUUAACCUCAAACAAUUUGGGUAAUUAACAUUUAUCUGGUAGAUUUUGAUAUUUAUUAAUAAUUUGUUGAAUUUUUAAGCUAACAACAAAUUUUGAUUUAUGUUAAAUUACGCUUUUUUUUUUCUUUUAAAUAGAGACAAAAACAUUUAGCUCAGGCUCUGCUUCUUAUAGCUACGAUAAAGUAAGUAAUUGCCUUCAAAAUCUUUAUUAUUACUAAGGAGAUAUGUUUAACUGUUGGUGAAAAGUAUACAUUUGGAGAGCAGCUUGUGACGACACCCCUCCUCCGCUUUUUUUUUUCCCUUUUUCUUUUUAAGUAGAAAAAAAAUUGCUAAUACUUUUAGUUCAGCCUCUGCGUCUUAGAGCCCAAAUAAAGUAAAAAACUGCUUUCAAAAUGUUUAUUUUUACUAUACGGAGGAGUUUAACUACAAAAAUAUACUUUUGGAGCGUAGUUUGUAAUGGCACCCCUCCCCCGUUUCUUAAUUUUUUUCAAUUUUUUUUAACGCCGUCAAAAACCAUUUGUAUGUUCAGUUCAGCCUCUGCUUCUUUGAGAUGCAAUAAAGUAACUGCUUCCAAAAUCUUUAUUAGUACUAAUCGAACGAGUUUAACCGUCGUUCAAAAGUAUACUUUUAGAAAGCAGCUUGUAGCAGCACCCCUCCCCCGCUUUUUUUUCCAAAAUAAAACCUUUAAAUUGUUAACUUUGCUUUAAUUUGUUUUAAUAUAUGUUCUGUUUUCCACACCUAUGUGUAAAUAGACUGUAAAAUAGAAAGUGUUUAAAGAGAAUGAGUCUGUGUCACUGAAAAACAGAAAAAUGUAACCUUAACAGUCCAGUAAAGUUAAAUUAUUUAUAUAUAAUUGUGAAAUUUUUAGGGUUGAAAUAUCAUAAACGUGCACAAUGAAGAUGCAGCUAAUCAUAAAGUUUGUGUAAAGCGUAUGAGUGCCGUUGCUGUCGUGAUAUUACAUGUCUAUGAUGAUAACUUUAGGUUUCAGUCAAAGAAGAGACACAGUGGUGAGACCAUCCUGAGGAUGUUUGGUUGUUUUACCUCUCCGGCAUUUAAAGCUCAGUUGUGUGAGCUGUUUGUGUGUUCUCGAUUGUGUUCCCUGGUGGAUUCCCUGCAGGCUGCUCACUUGUUCUAUUCUGCAUCUUCAGCAUGCACCCCCCAUACACCCAUUCCCUUUGAUGCCUUCUCUCAAAAGCGUCCACCUUGAAGCCUUGUGUUUGUGUCCUUGAACUGUGAUGUCUCCGGUUAUAACGUAGGAUUCAUUUUAAAGAAUUGUUUCUUUUUAAUACGCUUCUUUUUGCAGGAUGUUCAACAGUGGAAAAGUAGUAUUGAUUUCCUGCUUGAUGUUGUUGAUGAAAAUAUACUGGAAAUAUCCUUUUCCAAUGCUGAAAAGUACUGUUUAACACCGUGUGAGUCACUCAUGAGGGACCUGACAUGAAGUAGUUGCAGAAUUCAUCUAAAUUCACUGAAUUCCUCUGUUUUUCUGUGUAAGAAUGUAAUUAAAACCCAUCACUGAACCCCA
Oryzias melastigma (Indian medaka) is the source of this 4430-nucleotide messenger RNA. Its product is annotated as calcium-independent phospholipase A2-gamma. The record is from RefSeq and is a predicted model, not a curated record. The transcript has 10 exons. Lineage: Eukaryota; Metazoa; Chordata; Actinopteri; Beloniformes; Adrianichthyidae. Gene Ontology annotation, biological process: arachidonate metabolic process. Bases 263 to 2737 code for a protein of 824 amino acids. Gene Ontology annotation, cellular component: membrane.